CUCAUCUUCAAGAUACCCUCCUUAUCCUUUUCUUGUCUUUUCUUGCCCUAGACAUUGAUGUCCUGUUCUGUUACCUCUGCUUGAUUGUCUAAUAUGACGGAAAAGAUCCCCGGGCCACGCGGACUUCCCAUUAUCGGCAACCUCAUAGAUUUAUGGGAUGGUGAAGGCAGCAUUCUUCGAUCUCUGGAGCGUGUUGCUGAUAUCUAUGGACCAAUCUAUCAGGCCUCGGUAGGUCCAGGACCUCGCCGUAUCAUAUGCAGUUCAGAAUCUCUGCUGGAAGAAUUGACCGACGCGCGCCGCUUCGUUAAGGUACCUCCAGUGAUUGCGAACGAUGGAGAUGCGAAAGGUCUUUUCACAGCCCCCAACGAAGACCCGGACUGGGCUCAGGGCCAUCGGAUUCUGAUGCCAGCAUUCGCACCGCUGUCGGUUCAAGAAAUGUUUACAGACAUGAAAGACAUUGCCAACCAACUCAUUCUUUCCUGGGCAAGAAAAGGCCCCGAAAAUCGAAUAUGUGUCACGGAUGACUUCACGAAACUGACACUCGACACCAUUGCGCUAUGCACCAUGAACUAUCGCUUCAAUUCCUUCUACACCGAGGCUAUGAACCCUUUCGUGGAAGCAAUGCUGGUGGUUUUGAAGGAAAACAAUGCCAAGAACAGCAGACCUGGUUUCGUCAACAAGCUCAUGUUCCGAAAGGAAGCUGAACGUCAAAAAGGCCUUGCUUUCAUGAAGAAGGUCGGUAUGGACAUAGUCGAGAACAGACGGGCCGACCCUGUGGAGAAGAAGGAUUUCUUGAACACUCUGAUCUAUGGGAAAGACCCAAAGACAGGUGAAGUCAUGCGUGACGACUUGAUCACAGCACAGAUGACUACCUUCCUUAUUGCUGGUCACGAAACCACGUCCGGGCUCCUGUCAUUUGCAAUGGCGCAUCUGCUGAAGAACGCUCACACCUACUUGAAAGCUCAGAAAGAGGUUGACGACGUCAUUGGCACCAGAGCGAUCGAAGUCGAAGAUAUCAACAAGCUCAAGUAUCUGAAUGCGGUGUUUCGAGAGACUGCUCGUCUCUCGCCCACUGUCCCCGUCUUGCAGAAGAAGGUAAAUCCCGACAUAGCACACAAUAUCGUGACUGUGGAUGGCGGAAGAUAUAAGAUCGAAUCGGACGAUCAGGUGGUGAUCCUGCUGGGCAAAGCUCAAAGGGACCCCAAGGUCUGGGGCGAGACUGCGGCAGACUUUGACCCUGAUCGUAUGGCAGACGAAAACUUCGACAAGAUCAUGAGUGAGCACCCUGGUUGCUGGAAGCCUUUUGGAAACGGAAAGAGAGCCUGUAUUGGCCGUCCUUUUGCCUGGCAAGAAUCGAUGCUCGUAAUUGCCAUGGUGCUCCAGAAUUUCGAUGUGAAGCUGGAUGAUCCCAAGUACAUAUUGAAAAUCAAGCAAAACUUGACCAUCAAGCCUGACGAUCUCUAUGUCCGAGUCACGCCACGGAAGAAUAUGGACGCAACGACUGUCGACAGGAUCAUACAUAACAAGACUCGAAUGGGCGGCACCAACGGCGUGACAAAGGCGACGGAACUCUAUGGGGACAUUCCGCGCCCUGGAUCAUCGUCGUCGACGACAAAGCCAAUGACAAUUCUGUAUGGCUCGAAUACUGGGACAUGCCAAGCUUUCGCUCAGAGGUUGGCAUCGAAUGCUGCGUCUCACGGGUUCCAGGCCAGUGUCAUGGACAUGGACGGCGCUACAGACUCGAUGCCUAAAGGCUCACCUGUUGUUGUUAUCACCUCAUCCUACGAAGGACAGCCUCCAGAUAAUGCAGCCAGAUUCAUCGAGUGGCUUCAAGGCUGCAAAGAGGUUUCUCUGUCCGGCGUCGAGUAUACCGUGUUUGGGUGCGGUCAUAGAGAAUGGUCUCAGACCUUCCAUCGUAUCCCCAAGCUGACCGACAGCCUGCUCGCAAAGUACGGAGCCAGACGCAUCGCACCUGCAGGCUACGCCGACGCAGCCAAGGGCAAUCUGUACGGCGAUUUCGAAGACUGGCUCGAUACCUCUUUGUGGCCGAACGUGUCUGGGCAAGCAUCGGACGACUCUCAACCCACCAUUCAAAUGGACGUCGAGGUCUCGACCAAUGCUCGCGCCUCGAGUCUUCGCUACGACGUCAGCAUCGGAAAAGUCACGGAGAAUAGAGUGCUUACUGGCGCUGGAGAACCGACCAAGUGCCACAUGGAGAUUGAGCUGCCGUCCGACCUGACUUACGAAUGUGGCGAUUACCUCGCAGUACUCCCCCUCAACUCGGAAAAGAGCGUCAAACGCGUCAUGGCGCACUUUGGCCUGCCCUGGGACGCGGUCGUCACUGUGAAAGCGACGGGGCCAUCUAUCAUCCCUAAGAACGUUCCGCUCUCGGCGUUUGAUGUUCUCCGGAGUUACGUUGAGCUUUCGCAACCUGCGACGAAGAAGAAUCUGCGCACACUAGCCAUGUACACCGCCGAAAACACCGAUAAGACGUAUCUGGAGGGUCUCGCCGAUGAUGACACGAGGUUUGAGACCGAGAUGGUCAGCAAGAGAACAAGUCCAUUCGAUCUUUUGGUCAAGCACGCAAGUGUCAACCUUCCUUUUGGCGAAUUCUUGGGCCUCCUCCCACCACUGCAUGUGCGGCAGUACAGUAUCUCCUCGUCCCCUCUGGCCGACGCGAAUAAAUGCAGUAUAACUUACGGGGUGAUCGAGACUCCGGCAUUGUCGGAUCCAGAACAACGUCAAAGAUUUGAAGGCGUCUGUGGGAGUUACUUGCGCUCAUUGACAAAGGGUGACUCCAUUCAAGUCAGUGUAAGGCCCAGCGCGAAGAAGAGCUUCCGAUUACCUCUGGACGCUGAAUCCACGCCGUUACUCAUGUUCGCUGCGGGGACUGGGAUAGCGCCUUUCCGCGGGUUCUUGCAGAGCCGGGAUGUUCAGAUGCGUGCUAAUCCAGGACGUAAAAUGGCGAGGGCGCAGUUGUUCGUCGGGUGUCGGAGUAAGACUGAGGAUAGGUUGUACGGCGGGGAGAUUGAUGAGUGGGUGAGACGGGGCGUGGUUGAUGUGAGGUAUGCUUUUUCGAGGGACAGUGAAGAGUCGGAAGGGUGUAAGUAUGUUUCGGAGCGGAUGGUGAGGGAUGCGAGGGAUGUUGUUGAGGUGUGGAGGGGUGGGGCACGGGUGUAUGUCUGUGGGACGGGGAGUUUUAGGGAUGGUGUGAGGGAGGCUGCUGUCAAGAUCGCUGAGAUGGUUGCCGAGAAGGAGGGAGGGCGCGAAGGGUCGGACGAGGAGAAGGCGGAGGUGCAAAGACGGUUUACGGCAAUGUUGGAGGAACGGGUUGCUAGUGAUGUGUUUGAUUAGAUUUUGCUCUGUUGGCAUCGGGUGGAGACUCAUAGAUGGGAUAUUGACAGAUUUUUCCACAGUGUGGUUCAUAAGAUGGCACGAUAGUGCUG
Molecule: messenger RNA, 3446 nt
Organism: Exophiala viscosa
Lineage: Eukaryota; Fungi; Ascomycota; Eurotiomycetes; Chaetothyriales; Herpotrichiellaceae
Product: NADPH--cytochrome P450 reductase-like protein
Exons: 5
Coding region: 94-3354 (1086 amino acids)
Cellular component (GO): cytosol
Molecular function (GO): FMN binding; flavin adenine dinucleotide binding; iron ion binding
Source: RefSeq, a predicted model, not a curated record